Messenger RNA from Ogataea angusta, 1695 nucleotides. RefSeq lists its product as uncharacterized. The transcript has a single exon. NCBI's taxonomy places the organism in Eukaryota, Fungi, Ascomycota, Pichiomycetes, Pichiales, Pichiaceae. The record is from RefSeq and is a predicted model, not a curated record. The coding region runs from base 1 to 1695 and encodes 564 amino acids.
AUGAAGUUUACCACUGUCGCGGCUUUUCUCUCGCUUAUCCCCGCCAGCUUUGCUGCCAACUCCGUUUUCAUCGGCCACGACGAGUACAUCAACUAUGGGCUGUCUGGCUACGGUUUCGUCCCCGGUGACGCUGUUGACAAGUACAAGGACACCAUCUCGUUCGGGUCGUCUAUCUCGCUGCACAAGCCAUCGUUGUCGGUCUCCAAAGGCGUGUACAGCUUUGUCACGUACAAUCUGCCAGACAGAGGCUGGAACACCAAUGGCACGCUAAACUAUGCUCCUAGAAUCCACAAGUACGGUGUCACCUUCACCCCGAAAAAUAGCUCCGACUCUGCCAAUUUGGUUUGGAACUACCAGGACACCAUUCUGCUCAAAGACUUCAACGGCCAGCUCAUGACGGGACUCGACUGCAACACCACCUUGCACCAAAACGGCCACACGCUGCCGGCUACCCAAUUUGUUGGAGACGGUUUUGGCGGCGGCCUAAACACGAACUCUACCACUACGCGGGUCUGUCUGGACCCUGAGGCUCUGAGAAUUGUCAAGAAUGACAUUUCCAACGGGUUCUGGAUCACGGACGAGUACGGACCUGGAAUUUUCAAAUUUGACUCCAACGGCACUCUGAUCGAUUACACCCUCCCGCCAGACGCCAUCAUCCCUUUCAGAAAUGACACAGUGUCUUUCAGCGCCAACUCGCCUCCGCUGUAUGAGGAUUACGACCUUGGCGACCCAGACUCUGGCCGUGGUAACAACCAGGGCUUCGAAGGGGCCGCCGUGUCACCUGACGGAAAGCACGUGUACGCCUUGCUCCAGUCUGCAGCCAUUCAAGAGGGUGGCUCCGAGAAGUACACGAGCGAGUAUGUGCGGAUGGUCAAGUACGACGUUUCUGGCUCUUCUCCUUUGUUGGAGGCAGAAUACGUGCUUAGACUGCCUACCUACGAGGACCCUGAAAAAGAAGCCGCAAAGAAUCCUCGCGUUGCUGCGCAGUCUGAGCUCGUGUACCUGAGUGACGAAAUUUUUAUGGUUCUGGCCAGAGACAGCGGGCGCGGAAGAGCACAGGACAACACCACGUCAAUCUACAGACAUGCAGACCUGUACUCCAUUGCCAACGCAACGAACAUUGCCGGCAAGUAUGACAACAUGGGAGACAAGAUCGCCUCAAAGAAAGGCAAACUAGAAGACGGAAUCACAACUGCUACCUACUACUCAUUCCUUGAUUACAACAAUCAAACCGAGCUGAGCAAAUUUGGACUGCACAACGGCGGCAACGACGACUCCAUGCUGCUGAAUGAGAAGUGGGAAGGAAUCACUCUCAUUCCAGUGGAGUGCACUACCGACGAAUACUUCCUGCUAACAGUAUCCGAUGACGACUUUAUUACGCAAAACGGUUUCAUGAAUUUUGGAAAGUUUCCGUACUCUGACUUGUCUGGGGCCAAUCUCGACAACCAGGCUCUCGUGUUCCACGUCAAGCUACCGGCUCUCACCCACGAGAACACGUGCACUGCCCUGAGCUCGCAGCCGGCAAACUCCACAAACGGAGCUGCUACAUCCAGUGCCGUGCAAGCCUUGCUCGAGACCCGGACAACCACGGCACACGGGUCUACAUCUUUGGCAGUGUCAAUUGCGAGCGAUGCGGGAAGUGGCCUGAGAUUUAGUGCUUUUGGCCUACUGCCGCUCGUGCUUGCCCUGCUGUAG